ACCAAAAUUAUCAGGACCAGGUGAGCCAUUUAAAGAUUUUGUGAUAAAGGAAGAAAUUGAAUGUGGAUUUGAUGGAUUUAUAAACCUGGUCGGAAUUGAGAGCCCAGGUCUACCUUCAUCUUUGGCUAUUGCCGAAAUGGUUGAUAACAUUUUGAAGGAUAGAUAA
This is a messenger RNA of Dentiscutata erythropus, 166 nucleotides long. The record is from the annotation of a GenBank genome assembly. Lineage: Eukaryota; Fungi; Glomeromycota; Glomeromycetes; Diversisporales; Gigasporaceae.